Molecule: messenger RNA, 1078 nt
Organism: Aphanomyces invadans
Lineage: Eukaryota; Oomycota; Saprolegniomycetes; Saprolegniales; Verrucalvaceae
Exons: 1
Coding region: 546-854 (102 amino acids)
Source: RefSeq, a predicted model, not a curated record
ACCGAAACGUGGUCGUACAUUUAGGAGCGUUCGAACUGGACGCCAAAGACGGAGGGCGACGGUGCCACACCCACGUUCGGAUAACCCGACGAUGAGCGAGUCCGAAGAGGAUCCGUUCGUCUUUGGUGGAGUGGACGACUGGCAACGGGACGCGUCCGAGCCCUACUCGUGAAUCCCAGCCAAGGAAACGCAUAGAGUGCAGGACAUCUUCGACGUAUGUCCAAUCGCCGAACCUGCCGUGAUGUAUAGACGCUCAUUGUCAAAGCGGCGGUUGGUUUGGACCGGUCUUUGAGGAGAAUUCUUACCAUGCGAUCAAGGAAUACUUGGACGGCGAGGAUACUUCGCCCGACGACACCAUCUCUCGAACCGCAGCGCCGAUCGAAGCUGACGUGUUGUCGGGCCAACCGGACGACGGCGUUCCGUGGUUGUUGGACCUGUGGCAUGGCUUUUUGCACCAAGCGAGGAGAACAUCCGUGGCACGUCAAGGCAAUCUAGUACACUUGUUGAAGUCGUUCAAACCAAGACCGGACCCCCGCGGAACAGAAAUGCGCUCCACCUUGAGCCAUCUAUUCCACGGCUGCGACAGAAGAACGUGCGUUGGACGGGGUGGCGACUCGUGGAAUGCCCGCCAGGCGCUGUACGAUGGCCUCGAAAGAGCCAACGACGCGCUUGACUUGGAUCGACAUGUCCCCGCCGCGGCAGCAAGGACCCGACUGUUUGAACUUCGCUUGAAGGACGACGAAACCUCCACCCCUUCCAUCGGAAUCGUCUCGGGACACGGUGGGACCUUUAAAAAGAUGUGGCUUGACCAAAUUGGCCGCCACCCUGGUAGCCACGACGAAACCAAACGAUGAAUCGAUAUGCGGCAUGGUACCUCACUGACCCUGACGUCGUAAACGGACGAGUGCCUGGCGAGUUUGCCAUGCAAUUGUCUGCACAAUGGUCGUAAGUGGUCUUGGCAAUGCAGAGGGCUUGGUGAAGACGGUCGCCCAAGCACUGUCGACGCACAGUUCGAGUCUCGAGCGUUCGAAUGCUUCUUGGAGUAACCUAGUUGCCAGUGGGGGUGUGGCACCGCAUC